This is a messenger RNA of Protobothrops mucrosquamatus (brown spotted pit viper), 2001 nucleotides long. RefSeq names its product EMAP like 3 (gene EML3). Lineage: Eukaryota; Metazoa; Chordata; Lepidosauria; Squamata; Viperidae. The record is from RefSeq and is a predicted model, not a curated record. Gene Ontology annotation, cellular component: mitotic spindle. The transcript is spliced from 17 exons. Gene Ontology annotation, molecular function: microtubule binding. The coding region runs from base 16 to 2001 and encodes 661 amino acids. Gene Ontology annotation, biological process: microtubule cytoskeleton organization.
GGACUCUCUAUCAAGAUGUUUCUACGCGGACGGCCCAUCACCAUGUACAUCCCUUCCGACUUCCAUAACUAUGAGGAUCUGCGCAUGGAGCUCCCAACACAGAAGCUGCAACUGGACUGGGUCUACGGCUACCGGGGACGUGACUGCCGUUCCAACCUCUACGUCUUAACAUCCGGGGAGCUGGUCUACUUCAUUGCCUGCGUGGUGGUGCUUUACCACGUCCAGCGGCGCACGCAGCGCCACUACCUUCGCCACACCGACUGUGUGCGCUGUCUUGCAGUACAUCCUGACGGAGUCCGUGUGGCCUCGGGGCAGAUGGCUGGCGUGGACAAGGACGGCAAGCCGCUGCAGCCCUUUGUUCACAUCUGGGACUCCGUCACGCUGCUGACCUUGCAGCAAAUCGGUCUGGGCAGCUUUGAGAGGGGCGUCGGUUCCUUGGCUUUCUCCACGGCGGACGAGGGCGCCUACCUGUGUGUGAUCGACGAAUCCAACGAACACAUGCUCUCCGUGUGGGAUUGCCUCCGUGGCACCAAGCAAGCUGAAAUCAAGAGCACCAACGAAUCCGUCCUGAUGGUGGAGUUUAAUCCCCAAGACAGUAGCAACAUAAUCACAGCUGGAAAGUCGCACGUCUAUUUCUGGACCUGGGUGGGAAGCAGCUUAACCAAGAAACAGGGGAUCUUUGGGAAAUACAAGAAGCCCAAGUUUAUCCAGUGCUUCGUGUUUGACACCAACGGGGAUGUCCUCACGGGGGAUUCCGAAGGCAACAUCCUCACGUGGGCGAGGGCAGCGGCCGACAUUCGCACUCUGGGCAAGGGGGCGAAAGAGACCUAUCAGAUCAGCAAGCAGACCCACGCGCACGAAGGGAGCAUCUUUUGCCUCUGCCUGUGCCGCGACGGUUCGGUCUUGAGUGGGGGCGGCAAGGACCGUCGUUUGCUUCAGUGGAGCCCCCUCCUCACUGUCCUCCAGGAGGUGGAGAUACCGGAGCAAUUUGGCGCCGUGCGCACCAUCGCAGAGGGCAAGAGCCGGGAGCUUUUGGUGGGGACCACGCGCAACGCCCUCCUACGGGGCAGUUUGGCCGAAGGUUUCAAACCCAUCAUCCAGGGCCACACGGACGAACUCUGGGGUCUGGGGACUCACCCCUCGCGGGAUCUUUUUCUCACUUGCGGCUACGACAAGCAACUCUGCCUGUGGGACGGCAGUGAACAUAUGAUGGCUUGGAGUCUCACCUUAGAGGAAACAGGACUCUGCGCUGAUUUCCACCCAAGUGGGAAAGUGGUGACUGUGGGACUCAGCACUGGACGGUGGCAGGUGCUGGAGACGGAGACGCGACAGGUUUUGUCCAGCUACACAGAUGGAAACGAACAGCUCUCUGUAGUACGUUAUUCCCCAGACGGAGAGUUCUUGGCCAUCGGUUCCCAUGACAACUUCAUCUAUAUAUAUAGUGUGGAAGAGAAAGGGCAUAAAUAUACUCGUUUUGGCCGCUGCACGGGGCACUCCAGCUUUAUUACACAUCUGGAUUGGUCCAAAGAUGGGAAAUUCAUCAUGUCCAAUUCCGGGGAUUAUGAAAUCUUGUAUUGGGAGGUGGCCAGAGGUUGCAAGCUAGUACGGAAUCGGUUUGACAACAGGGACCGGGAGUGGGCCUCCUACACCUGCGUGCUGGGUUUCCACGUUUUCGGGGUUUGGCCCGACGGCUCGGAUGGCACGGAUAUCAACUCCCUGUGCCGUUCGCACAAUGAGCGGGUGGUGGCUGUGGCGGACGAUUUUUGCAAAGUCCAUCUCUUCCAGUACCCUUGUGCCAAGCCCAAGGCUCCCAGCCAUGUCUACACCGGCCACGGCAGCCACGUCACCAACGUCCGUUUCACCCACGACGACGGCCACCUCAUUUCCAUGGGGGGCAAGGACACCAGCAUCUUCCAAUGGCGGAUGCUGGGGGGCUCCACUCCCCCGGCCAGCCGGUCCCUCUCCUGCCUUUCCUCGCACGAAGCCGGAUCCGGCACCUGA